This is a messenger RNA of Paramormyrops kingsleyae, 1939 nucleotides long. The record is from RefSeq and is a predicted model, not a curated record. Lineage: Eukaryota; Metazoa; Chordata; Actinopteri; Osteoglossiformes; Mormyridae.
AAUAAAUAAAUGUGUGAAUAAAUAAGUAAAUACUGAAAUAAAUAAAUACUGAAAUACAGUUUGGCCAUGAAAACUGCUAAAUGGAUUCCUAUAUUUGUUUAUUAACGUAUUUAAAUAUUUAUGAAUUUCCACAUUUCGUCAUUUAUUUAUUUAUGUAUUUCCACAUUUCUACAUUUAUUUAUUUAUGUAUUUCCGCAUUUCUACAUUUAGUUAUUUAUGUAUUUCCACAUUUCUACAUUUAUUUAUUUCUGCAUUUCUGUCUCUGUAUGUUAAUAAGGUGGGCGGUCCCAAAAGCAUGAUUGGUUAAAAGUCGAGCUUCCUUGCGACUCAAUUAGUAAUGCCUUGGCUUGUAAUGAUUUCUGUCUGGUAGUUAUGGCGGGUUUUGUACGAGCUGUCGCUAACGACUUGCGAACAAUAGCGAGUGAAAUUGAGAACCUCGCAGAAACGGACUACGUUUUAUAUCGAGUCGAAAGAUCAAUGGACUAUAUAGUUCAGGUUUAUUCCGAGAUGGAUGUUGACCUUGACCAGAUGGUGUUUGACGGUCUUCAAGAGGUCGCUCGCCAACUGUAUAUCCUCGCACAGAAAGAGGAAGGCAACGUUGGCCGUCCACGCUACGUUUUACCCCCCAAUAUAAUCGAGGCUCAUCUACUUCUGGGCCGCACUGCUGGAGACAUUGCUCAGCUCUUUGGAGUUUGCGAGCGAACAGUUCGUCGGAGAAUGGCAGAGUAUGGGAUAAGGUAAGCGUUUCGGAAUUUUCACUAAAAAACGAUAUAAUAGGUUAAUAUCACUAACUGCAAAGGUGUAAAAAAAAUAACAUUUUUGUUUUGUAGCAUUUGUUUAUAAAAUAUAACUCCAAAAAAUGACAACCGUGACACUUAUCCACAGGAGUGUAGCACGAAAUGGGCCUUGUGUAUAAACCAUCCUGGUGAGCCCCGAUGCUCACCUGAUCAAUUUCUCUCACUUAUAUUUUCCCAUGUUAUAAUCUGUUGUUGAUGACCAGAGUACACGAUCUAUUAACUCCAAUGGAGGACAAUGUUUUGGAUGAAAUGGUGACCCAAAUUCUGCAGCAGCAUCCCAAUUGUGGAUAUAAAAUGAUGAUUGGGUUCCUGAAUGCGCAGGGCAUCCGUAUACAGAGGCAGCGUGUAUAGGAAUCCAUGCAGCGUGUGGAUCCUCAUGGAGUUUGGAUGCGCACCCUUCAGUUGACCCCACGGAGACGCAGGAAGUACUUUGUACCAGCUCCAAACAGUUUGUGGCAUAUAGAUGGCAAUCACAAAUUGAUAAGAUGGCGCAUUGUUGUGCAUGCUGGUAUUGAUGGCUUUAGUCGUCUUAUAACAUACUUGAAGGUUUCCACCAACAAUCGUGCAGCAACAGUACUGCAAAGCUUUCUGGAAGCUGUUGAAGUUUAUGGCAUGCCCUCACGAGUGAGGUCAGAUAAAGGUGGAGAAAAUGUUGAUGUCGCACACUACAUGGUGGCAAACAGAGGGCUCAACAGGAAUUCACAUAUUGCUGGAAGGAGUGUGCAUAACCAAAGAAUAGAGAGGCUCUGGAGAGAUGUUUACACAGGAGUACUCGAUCUCUUCUACACAAUUUUUAUCAACCUUGAAGAAGGCGGCCUUCUGAAUUCUGACAGUGAAGUUCACUUGUAUGCACUGCACUGGUGCUUUCUACCUCACAUUCAGAAACACCUUGACUUCUUCCAAAGUGGCUGGAACUGCCACCGACUACGCACUGAGGGAAACCAGACCCCACUUCAACUGUGGAGUCAAAAUGAGCUCGAAGCACAGCAGGACCCCAUACAGGUUCAUAUGGAGUUGACUGGACCGCACCGUCUAGUCAUCGACAGCCUGAUGUUAUGGUCCCCGAGGUCCAGCUGCAGAGACCCCUGACUGAGCAAGAAGCAGAAAAUCUACCAAAGCCAGAUGGUCCACUGUCCCAUGUG